Stegastes partitus (bicolor damselfish) is the source of this 3429-nucleotide messenger RNA. RefSeq names its product probable lipid phosphate phosphatase PPAPDC3. The record is from RefSeq and is a predicted model, not a curated record. The coding region runs from base 471 to 1358 and encodes 295 amino acids. Lineage: Eukaryota; Metazoa; Chordata; Actinopteri; Pomacentridae. Gene Ontology annotation, cellular component: nuclear envelope. Gene Ontology annotation, molecular function: sphingosine-1-phosphate phosphatase activity. The transcript is spliced from 4 exons.
UGCUGUUGGACUGAAAUGUGUUUUAUUUGCUGCAGGUGGACAGGUGACCUCUGAGCAGCAGAUGUCCUGUUCUAGUUGAGGUUCUGGGAUCCAAGGCUCCUCUCCAGUCCAACUGUGGCCUUCAGGGGACAUAAUGAACUGGCAGGUUCUGGAGAACUCAGAUCAUAGAUGAGUUCUAGGUGUUUGUGGGUCACUUCGGUUCUUUCUCAUGGUCCCUGUUUAACAUGUUUCAUUGUUUCAGACUGAAUGAGCUGCAGCUGAACUGUUCACAUACUUUUGGCCAGGACCGGUUCUGGUUGCAGCAGUAAAACAGGUGGACUGUCCCUUUAAUGCCCCCCCCCCCCCAAAAAAAAAAAAAAAGCAGCUGACAGCAGAAGAAGGCCAGCUGGUGUAUUUAUAGCAGAGUUCCUCAGAGUGUCAGACCCGGUCCGUCUCAGUCCUCUGCCUCUGGACCUUCGCCUCCGUUCGUCAUGCCCGGCAGCCAGGCCCGGUGUCGGGCAAGAGACCGCAACAACAUUCUGAACCGGCCCGAGUUCAUGUCUCUGAACCAGCCUCCCCGCAAGGAGCAGGCGGGGGAGGGCCGGGGGGGCGCCGGUCCGAGAAGAUCCAUGUUCAGACAGCAGAGUCAGCAGGACGACGCCGGGGGGAGGGGGUCCCGCGACUCCUCCGAGGGUCCUGCAGCUGACGGAGCGACGCCUCCUUCGUCCCGGUGGCCGGAGCAGGACUGCAUGCAGCUCAACCCGACGUUUCGAGGCAUCGCCGUGAGCUCUCUGCUCGCCAUUGACCUCAGCCUGUCGAAGCGUCUGGGCGUGUGCGUGGGGGCUCAGGGCGGCGGGGCGCCGCUGCGCUCCGUGGUGACGCUGCUCGCCCUGACAGGCCACGCCCUCCCCUGGAUCUGUGGGACGCUCAUCUGCCUCUGGAGGAGCAACACGCUGGCCGGACAGGAAGUGCUGGUCAACCUGCUGCUGGCAUUGCUGCUGGACCUGAUGACGGUUGCUGGGAUGCAGAAGUUGGUCAAACGUCGAGGCCCGUGGGACCUCCCUCCGGGGUUUCUGGACUACGUUGCCAUGGAUAUGUAUUCUUUUCCAGCAGCCCACGCCAGCCGGGCCGCCAUGGUGGCCAAGUUCCUGCUGAACCACCUGGUGCUGGCGGUGCCCCUCAGGAUCCUGCUCUACCUGUGGGCCUUCCUGGUGGGCGUGUCCCGGGUGCUGCUGGGGAAACACCACGUGUCAGACGUCGGCUGCGGCUUCGCUCUUGGCUUCCUGCACUUCAGCCUGGUGGAGUCGGUUUGGUUGGACUCGGCGACCUGCCAGACCCUCAUCUCCAUUGGCACGCUGCGCUGGACGCCACUGGUCUAGAACCAGUUCAGACUAGUUCAGGUGGGAUUCACAGUGCUGCUGAAUCCAGUCUGAACGCAACACCACGCUGCAGAGGACAACUGGUUCCGACCCGUCCGAACUGGUUUAGGCUGCUUUGGAUUGGUCCAUUCUGAAAAGAUAUCCAGUUCUAGUCUGGACUGGUUUAAACUGGUCCUGCUGGAUUCUGCUACCUGUCUUACUGUCUCUGGUUUAGACCAGCUUAGACCAGCUCAAACUAGUAUACCCUGUUUUAGAUUGCUUUAAGGCUGCUAUUAACUCUUCUCAUUAAGUCUGGAUGGGUUAAACCGGUCCAGACCGCUUCGGAUUGGUCCAUUCUGAAACAGUGACCAAGUUCCAGUCUGGUCCAGACUGGUUUAAACUGGUUUUGCUGGAUUCCUCUAGCUCUAUUACUCUUAUCUUGGUAAAUAGUUUAGACCGGUUUAGACUGGUUUAGAUCACUAUAAGGCUGCUAAUAACUGCUCUAGUCCAGUUUGGACUGGUUUAAACUGGAUGCAGUGACUGUAAAGAAGCUUGUCUUGCAGUCAAGUGUUAGCAAGACGAUGCUAACGUUAGAAGGACUGGACUACCUGGUUCAGACGGAGGCUUGUGUUUCAGGUAUCGAGGCCGCUCAAACCUCCUGACGUGUUUUUGUGUUUGCUGUCGUCUGAUUGGCUGCAAAUCGUAUUUGUAUCGUUGAAGUCAAACUCAGAGUUGAUCGUUGCCAUCAGAAACGUUGACGGGUCAACUUUCAGACAUGUUUGAAGACAUGUUUAACGCUAUGAGAGCACGACUAAAUAAAUAAAAUUAAUUCUGCAGAAAAAAACAUCAAAUAUUUUGUAACAACCAUAAAGUAGACGUUUAAGUUGAAACUGGAUGAAUUUGUCUGUUCAGUCGACGUCGCAGUAAAACUUAGCAAACAGCUGGAACGACCCAAGAAACCUUAAAUGCAAAUAAAAACUGAAAAUGUGUUCGGAGCAGCUGAGGAUGAGGACAGUUUGUGUUUCGCUGGUUGAAGGUUCUGGAAGUUCUGUGUUGAGAUGAAUUGUGAGUUUUGUAUUUGAUACGAACGACUGGUUUUAGUUCAAGCUUUUGUUCGGCUGCUUGUGUUUAGACGCAUUUAAAAUGUUUAACUUUUUCUAAGUUCCUGUAGUUUGGUGUCAGAGCUGCAACUCAGGCGCCGUCGAGGAACUUUCAGAAAUGUUUUAGUUUCCGGUUCAGUGUUUUGCAGGUAACUUCUUAAAGAUCAGACUGUUUAAAUUCACAGUGAUGAAUGUAGAAAAUGAAGUUCUUCAAGUUUAAUUGCAGUUUCCUCCCACAUUAAUGAUGUUGUUUGUUUUUUACUGAUUCCUCCACAAUCUAGAACCAUGUCUGGUUCUCUUCUGCUGACAUUAAACCAGGUGCUGCUGUUAAACCUGUUCAGUCGAUGCUUUCAUGAUUUUCUUUCACUAAGGAGACUGCAGCAUCUUUAAUGAGGAAUUAAACCUGAAAAACAAAGUGUUGUACUGGAGUAACCUGCUGCUUGUGUUAAAUCUGAGGAGGGAAUCAGGAUCGCUCUAUUUAUGCAAAUAUUUUUACGUUAAACUUGAUAUUUUGAAGAAGAAAUAAGUUUAAGAUGUGCAACUCUAUGCAGACGAGACGCCACUGUUCAUCACCGCUCAUGUCUUUGUCGAGCUUCCUUCGUCUUCUUCUAAUGCGACUUUACAGGAUUCCAAAUAAACACUGGAUGUACAUGAGGAAGACCUGUCGACUAGCUUAACAUUAAAUCUGCGUUAAGUGAGUCACUGGAAUCAUAACGAACAGAAACGGAACUCUUCAUCCUGAAUCAUUUCUUAAAAACUGCAGAAACUAACUUUGUCCGUUUCAGUUUAAAUGGUUCCAGCCUCACUUUAAACAUCCAUUAAUGUUCAGACUCACAGCAGCUGGUGUCAAAGAGAUUCUGAGCAAAGUUUCCUGGAAACUAAAACAUCUGGUUUGGAAACAGAAAAACUGAUUCAUGGAAUGAAAACAGACUGAAACAGAAAGUGACGAUUCAAACUAUGCAUCUGUUCUGUUUGAAUAAAAUCUAUUUUCA